Eutrema salsugineum is the source of this 2274-nucleotide messenger RNA. Its product is annotated as meiosis-specific protein ASY2-like. The transcript is spliced from 6 exons. Bases 1 to 2274 code for a protein of 757 amino acids. The record is from RefSeq and is a predicted model, not a curated record. NCBI's taxonomy places the organism in Eukaryota, Viridiplantae, Streptophyta, Magnoliopsida, Brassicales, Brassicaceae.
AUGUCUUUGGGAGGUCAGCGUAUCGAGUCGAGCUUAGAGUCUGGGUCCGUGUCGGACCAAGAGGUUUCUGUGAACAAUAGCUCUUCUCCUGAGGCGCAGUCGAGGUCCGAAAGUCAAUCGGACCGAGAAGAAUCGCCACUUGUGGAAUUGGCUGAUCGACUUCGUCCUGAUGGUGCUUCCUCGCAGCGCGAGGCCUCGAAUCUUCAAGUGGUCGAAGUUGACGAAGAUUCUCGUGAAGGAGAUGCUGUUGAGCAAGCUGAAGACGGGGUCGAUGAGGAAGAUAACGAGGAGGAAGGCGAGCAAACCAAACCUCGAAAGAAGAGUUCCAAACGAAAGGGGAACAUCAAGAACCGAUUAGUGGACAUUCGAUCUCGAAUGACACCGGAGCGCCUCGAAGAAAUGCGGGCGCUUUACGGCUUUUGCUGCGAGCUUAGAUCGCCAGGUCCCGAUGAUCGUGCAUGGCUAGCCCCGGUCGGCUGGGUCACGUUGUACGAGGCCUGGUUCAGCAUGUGUCACCUCUGGGUUCCGUUGCCGAGGCUGUUGACGGAUUACGCAGACCGGCGAUGCAUCGCUCUCUCGCAGAUUCUUCCGGCAGGAAUACGAUAUAUGGUCCCAGCUCUCCUAUUUGGGAGUGAAGUCGGGGUUAACGUCGACUGGCGCUUCUUCGAAGAGAUGACCACUGUUCAGAGGAACAACUCGAUCCCAGGCACUUAUACCAUUAAAGCCGGGAAAAACUGUUCUCUUAUUUACCCCGUGAAUAAGACAUCGAACUGGGAGGCGUCUUUCUUCUAUGCCAAGGUCGAUGAGUCGUUAGUCGUUGACACGGCUAGAAAUUUUAGGAACGAAUGGAGCCAGAGAAUUGAUCGAAACGUUAACCUCGACGCUUAUCCGGAAGAUUACUUUGAGAACCUCCAAAAGCUCAGAUCCGUUGGCAUUCAGAGGUGGCCUGACAUUCAUCGUCGGAGAGUCGAGGCUGCCAUCAACCGCAUCACUAACGCUAGUUGGAGGAGGGAGAAUAAUUUGCGAGAAAGAGCGAUUGCAAUGGCUCCGAUUCAAGUUAACGCGCCCAGCCUCGCUGCACGUCUAAAGGCCCAAAAGAGCGGGAGUAAGGAUCGGGGUCCUUCUGCUUCUCGGCCUGCACGCUCGGAGCCAGUGCCGGCCCAAGAAGAGGUUGAGGUCGAUCCUCAACCCGUUGCCGAAGACGCGGUCGAAGCUCAGAGUGCUGAAGACCAAGUGGAAGCUCGGCAACCGGAUGAUGAAGCCGACGAAGCCACACAGUCAGAAGAAGCCGAGACUGCUCGCCUCGCCGAGAAGAAGGAGGUUGCCGAGGCUAAGGCGAAAGGGAAAAAGAAGAAAACUUCCGGGGACGGCGAUGAUGGCGGACAAAUUGGAGCGGAGGCUACGAGCAAACGGCCUAGGGUCGAUCCACCUGGUACUGACAAGGCCAAAGAGAUCGAUUGGAGCUUUUCGUUCGAGUACCCCGAGUCGAACGAACCGUUUGUCAACAAUGUUGACAAAUGUGGAGAGCUGUUCGGGAUGAUAAGGGGCUCCAUUUCCGAGGUCCCCUCUGGAACCGAUGGGGCUUUCAAAGAUAUGGCGAGCUUCGCCUUCAAGUUCAUCGCGAGCUGCAACCGUGCGCGGGGUCAGUACAUGCGCUGGCUCCAGAAUGGUGCCGCUCGGCUAAAGGAUGCCCAGGCUGCUGGCGAAAAGGCAGUGAAAGAGCGUGACGCCGCCAUUGAGGAGCGAAGGGUCGCCGAGGACAAUUGGCAGACCAUGAAAAGGAAGGCGGAGCAGCUCGAUGUAGGGGUUAAAGAGGUAACCGACAAGAUCGAGGCGAUGAAGCAAGAGAACCUCGAUUUAGUGAAUAACCUGCAGAUCGUCAAUGAGGCCAAGAUCCAGGUCGAGAACUCGGUCGCCACUGAGGUCGUCCGGGCACAGCGACAAGCUGAUGAGAGAAUCGAGGCGGAGACGACCCGAAUUUGGGCGGAUACCGAGGAGGCGAUCGAGAAGGUUAAGCUCGAUCUAGUUCAGGCUCGAGGUACAUUGGAAUGCCUCGAUCUCUUAAAAGAGCAAGAGAUGUCUGAGGCUGAGUUGAGAGCCGAGCUGGAAUCGUCGAAGCGCGAUUGCAAACAGAAGCUCGAGAACCUCAGCUUCACAGAUCUGGAAGAAGGCGACUUGCCUCCGCCUUACCCUGAAACUCCAGAUGGUGGUUCGGAUCGAGAUGAUGCCGAAGAAGAAGAGAACCACGAGGGCGGUAAUGAGCCUGAAGAAUAG